This is a messenger RNA of Pocillopora damicornis (cauliflower coral), 809 nucleotides long. RefSeq lists its product as uncharacterized. The record is from RefSeq and is a predicted model, not a curated record. NCBI's taxonomy places the organism in Eukaryota, Metazoa, Cnidaria, Anthozoa, Scleractinia, Pocilloporidae.
CAUGGCCAAUGGAGGCUGGACUCUUGUGGGAAAGAUCAGUGGCAAAGUUGGCAACAUCUACAAGACUUGGCUUGUGUCUAACCACAACACUGCAGCACUGAAAACUCCAAAAAUCACUAAACAUAAAGAUUUUGGCUGCAUGGAUGCUCGCAGUCUGGCUGUUGAAGCAGCUUCCACGAUUCUGUUGUCCAGUGGCGAGAGGACGGAUGGCUUGGGAAGCAAGUGGGUUAUGUGGAGACUGCCGGGAAACAGAGAAAAAGAAAAGUUCUGGAAUCAUGCUAUUGGUAAAUCCGCUGUGCAGGAGGCCGUUGUGACACCUGUACUGGUGCAUGCAUGGAAUGGAAACAAAAAGGUACCUAAGAACGCCUUUUAUUUUAAACUGUUUUAAAGGAGUUUUAUUCACAGCAGCUUUGGUCUUGAAUUAGACGUGUGUCCUUAGAAUACACAAAACACGCAUCAGGUGAAGUUUUCUGCCGUAGAACUCUCCAAAAAUUUCCACCGUAAUCAAUAUUUCGAGAAAAUGGAAGAUACGGCAGCAGUUUGUCUCAGUCGUUUAAUUCUGUUGAGUUAUUAGUUAUAAGACUGACAUAAUCCGUUAAGCUCGUCUUUGAAAUUGUCAUAGGUUUUAACAAAAGGCGUUGGUAAAAGAAGCUUGGAGCCCUAAAUUGUACCACAACCUAUUCAUCACUCUGAGCUUUCAAUUUUCUUUCUAUUGUCCAUAGAUCUGUUAUCAAAACGAGUUUGGGAUAAUGCCUUAUUCUCUUCAUGGAGGAUCGUAUCCCUACACGUCUCUCAAACACGGAGGCGGA